UCGUUAGUUAAGGUGGCUGUUCGAUGAAAAAAAAAAAAAAAAGAGUUAGAGGUAGCUGUUGGAUACAACGUAAGGACGGAGUUGUCUCCUGCUAUCUCUACUUGUUCUCUCUCUCUCUCUCUCUCUCUUUCAAAGAGUAGACUUGGUGGCUAGUAAUUAUCUUCUGCUCAGGUAUGCUAGGAAGACAAUUGGCUUCUCCCCUGUUAACAUUUGAUUCUCCUACACGUUUAAGCUUUUCAACCCCUGAUAGAGCAAUAGCUUCACCUAAUAUUGCUUGUUUGAAUGUAAACUCCUCUCAAGCUCUUCCAUCAAAUUUAAUCCAAGGAGCCUGGACCUCUCAUUUUCCUCGUAAGAAGUGGACAAUACAUUCCUCUGCACAAAUUGAUAAUUUAACUUUGAACGAUGAAGACAAGAAGACAUGGGAAACAUGCAGAGAAGCCCUGUCUGCAUUUGAGUUCAGCAUUGAGGAGAAAGACAAGAUACUUGGAAAAGCAUUUGGUCAUGUGCAUUCACCUUACUGGGGCGAAGAACGAAAACGAGAAGUCCCAAAAUUUGAAAUCGUAAAUGAAAUACUAGAUCAUUUGAGGAGUCUUGGCCUUUCAGAUGAUGAUCUCUACAAGUUGGUAAAAAAAUUUCCAGAAGUUCUUGGCUGUAGUCUGGACAAGGAGUUGAAGACUAACGUGCAGAUACUCGAAAAGGACUGGGGGAUAAAAGGAAAAUCAUUGCGAAAUCUUCUUCUUCGAAAUCCUAAAGUAUUAGGUUACAAUGUUGAUUGCAAGGGAGAUUGUAUGGCACAAUGCACACGUUGCUGGGUUCGGUUCUAGGCAUCACAGAACGCGAGUCGUAUUUUCUUAUACGAAAGGGAACAUUUUGCAGCAUUCUUCAUUGUUAUGCAUUUUAUCUGUGUAUAUUUUUUGAGUUCAAUCUAUUCUAUGUGCAUCAAUGAAAGUGUAUUAGUUCACUAAUCGCAAUAAUGUUUUAGCUUGCAUUGACACAUCAAUUUGUAGUUGUUUACUGAUUUAUGCCUAAAGUAACCUUACUUAUUUUA
Manihot esculenta (cassava) is the source of this 1048-nucleotide messenger RNA. RefSeq lists its product as uncharacterized. Gene Ontology annotation, molecular function: double-stranded DNA binding. Bases 174 to 824 code for a protein of 216 amino acids. Gene Ontology annotation, biological process: regulation of DNA-templated transcription. The transcript is spliced from 3 exons. Lineage: Eukaryota; Viridiplantae; Streptophyta; Magnoliopsida; Malpighiales; Euphorbiaceae. The record is from RefSeq and is a predicted model, not a curated record.